UGUGAACCGGUAGCUCCACGCUAAGGCCGUUCACUUGAUUAUCACCAGUCUUUCAGUAAAUUUGCGUCGUUGGUUGUUACGUAUAACGUCUUUAAAUUCGCGCAGCUCGAAACAGUGAUUAUCUAAAGAAGUUCACCUUAACAAAAAUCGGGGUAUAGCGAUUGUUUUUCUCGUGAUUACAGGAUUCUCCAAAGAGUUAUGUCGACGGACGUGCGAGGAGUGGUAUUGUCCGGGACCGAGCUAGCAAAGGAGAUCCGAGAAAACCUAGCAAAAGAUGUUAAGGCUUUAAAAGGCAAACUGCCGAAUUUCGUACCUGGUUUAGCGAUUGUUCAAGUAGGAGGCAGGGAAGACUCAAAUGUUUACAUACGAAUGAAAAUAAAAGCGGCGGACGACAUUGGAAUCGCUGCGGAACACGUCAAACUCCCAAACACUACAACAGAAAUCGAAUUAAUAAAUAAAGUGAAUAACCUGAACAAUGAUCCGAAUAUUCACGGAAUUAUUGUACAAAUGCCCCUGGACAGUGUUAACCCAAUCAAUAGUCACCUGAUUACAGAUCUGGUGUCACCCGUCAAAGACGUUGAUGGGUUGAACACGAUUAACGAGGGAAAAGCGGCCAUCGGCGAUAUGACGGGAUUUUUGCCGUGCACCCCAAACGGAUGCAUCGAACUUAUCAAAAAGAGUGGAGUGCCUAUCGCUGGUGCCCAAGCCGUAGUUUUAGGCAGAAGCAAAAUUGUCGGUACGCCGGUAGCUGAAUUAUUGAAAUGGCAAAAUGCAACUGUAACGGUAUGUCACUCGAAAACGAAGAAUCUCCCGCAAGUUACCUCACAGGCUGAUAUCUUAGUGGUUGCUAUUGGUCAACCUCAGAUGGUCAAGGGAAGCUGGAUUAAACCAGGUGCAGUCGUAAUCGACUGCGGAAUAAAUAGCAUCCCAGAUUCUACAAAGAAAAGCGGACAACGUUUAGUAGGCGACGUGGAUUAUGAAGAAGCAGCGAAGGUAGCUUCGUACAUCACACCGGUACCUGGCGGCGUCGGCCCGAUGACUGUAGCUAUGUUGAUGAAGAACACGGUAAUCUCUGCUCAAAAAUCAGCAGAGAAACUAUUGAGUAAUAAGUGGAACUUAAGACCUCUGAAGAUCAAUCCGCAAAAGCCUGUACCCAGCGAUAUAACAAUAUCAAGGAGCCAAGAACCAAAGUCGAUCACGUCCUUAGCAGAAGAAAUUGGACUACACCCAAACGAAAUCAGUCCUUACGGUAGCAAGAAAGCGAAGAUUGGUUUGAACGUUCUGAAGAGGUUGAAGCAUCAACAAAACGGCAAACUCGUAGUAGUCGCUGGUAUCACUCCAACGCCUUUCGGAGAAGGCAAGAGCACCACGUCGCUUGGCUUGGUGCAAGCUCUAACCGCCCACAAGGGAAAGAACACGUUCGUUACUUUAAGACAACCCAGUCAAGGUCCCACCUUCGGAGUCAAAGGUGGAGCUGCAGGUGGAGGAUACUCGCAGGUUAUCCCCAUGGAAGAGUUCAAUUUGCAUUUGACCGGCGACAUCCACGCUGUGACCGCAGCCAAUAAUCUGUUAGCGGCGCAAAUCGAUGCUCGAUAUUUCCACGAAUCUACUCAAACCGACAAGGCUCUUUACGAUCGUCUUGUACCGACAGUCAAAGGCGAGAGGCGAUUUUCGAAAAUACAGUUGAGACGUUUAGAGAAGCUUGGUAUUACAAAGACUGAUCCAAAUAGUUUGACAGAAGAAGAAAUCAGAAAAUUUGCAAGGCUCGACAUCGAUCCCGAAAAUAUUACUUGGACCCGAGUGGUUGACACGAACGAUCGAUUUUUGCGAAAAAUCACUAUCGGACAGAGCCCAACCGAAAAAGGUAAAACGCGAGAAACAUCUUUCUGUAUUUCUGUUGGUUCUGAAAUAAUGGCGAUACUUGCACUCGCCACUAGCGUCGAAGACAUGAAACAAAGGCUAGGUAACAUGGUGGUAGCUUUCAACAAGAAUGGAGAACCUUUAACUGCUGAAGAUUUUGGUAUGACCGGAGCAAUGGCAAUUUUAUUGAAAGAUGCCAUUGAGCCAACGCUCAUGCAAUCCUUAGAAGGAACUCCGGUAAUGGUUCAUGCUGGACCGUUUGCAAACAUAGCGCACGGUUGUUCUUCGAUUAUAGCAGACGCUAUUGCACUGAAGCUAGUCGGACCAGAAGGUAUCGUAGUAACGGAAGCUGGAUUCGGUUCUGAUAUCGGAAUGGAGAAAUUCUUUGAUAUCAAAUGUCGUACAUCCGGACAUGUGCCAAACGCUGUCGUACUCGUGACAACCGUUAGGGCACUGAAAAUGCAUGGUGGUGGUCCUCCAGUAACCGUUGGCGCUGCCUUGAAAAAAGAAUACCGUGAGGAAAAUCUUGAGUUAGUUAGGAAAGGUCUCCCGAAUCUCCAAAAGCAUAUCAGUAACGGAGUUAAAUUUGGUGUGCCAGUUAUCGUCGCAAUUAAUGUACACGCUACUGACACGCAGGCAGAAUUAGAAUUAGUAAAGGAUGCAGCGAUUAAAAGCGGUGCAACAGAUGCAGUCAUAUGCAAUCACUGGGCAGAAGGUGGCGCCGGCGCCAUAGGCCUUGCGGAAGCAGUUAUAGCAGCCACGAGCAAACCCAGUAAUUUCAAAUUAUUGUACGAUCUCCGUGACAGUAUCGAAAACAAAAUUAAUAUUAUCGCCAAAGAAGUGUACGGAGCUGGACAAGUUGUACUUGCAGAUAAGGUGCAGAAAAAAAUUGAAUUGUACAAUAAACUAGGGUACGAUAAAUUACCUCUUUGCAUGGCGAAAACAUCGAACUCUUUAACAGGCGAUCCAUCGAUUAAAGGCGCACCUAAAGGUUUCACUCUCGAUAUUACAAAUAUAUUUGCGUCUGUUGGAGCAGGUUUUGUAGUACCUAUGGUUGGAGAUAUAAUGAUGAUGCCAGGUCUUUCUACAAGACCAAGUAUUUACGAUAUGGACUGGAACAGCGAAACAGAUGAAAUCGAAGGCCUAUUUUAAAUGUUGUAUUUUGAAUGUUGUAAACAUUCCUAUAAUUCGACAUAGCCUAUUUUUAAGUAUCUAGUAAUAAUUGUUACAAUUGUUCUGUUUGAUUCAAAUGUUUUAUUUUUCAUCUGAAUUAUAGGAUACUUACAUUAGUAUGUAUUACAAUGUACAUGUGUUUCGACAAGAUAAACUUCAUUUUAUACUAAAUAAAAUCGUAAUAAAAUCGUUCUGUA
Molecule: messenger RNA, 3230 nt
Organism: Hylaeus volcanicus
Lineage: Eukaryota; Metazoa; Arthropoda; Insecta; Hymenoptera; Colletidae
Gene: pug
Product: C-1-tetrahydrofolate synthase, cytoplasmic
Exons: 12
Coding region: 199-3012 (937 amino acids)
Biological process (GO): tetrahydrofolate interconversion
Cellular component (GO): cytosol
Molecular function (GO): methylenetetrahydrofolate dehydrogenase (NADP+) activity; ATP binding; methenyltetrahydrofolate cyclohydrolase activity
Source: RefSeq, a predicted model, not a curated record